AUGCGCCGUUCCAUUCACCUGUGGCAGGGAAAAGGUCUGCUUCAUCGGUGGAAGGUUUGUCUGCAUGGUAAAGAGGAACUGACGAAGGAAGAAGUCCUACAACUCAUGCAGGAGACUGCAAAGGAGGCACAAUCAUCUGAAAAUAAACGAGAAAAGUCUCUUUUGGGUAAACGAACUCAUUCAAUGUUAAUUUGGAAAGCACUGGAAAAAUACAAUAUUAGUUGGUCAAAUUGCUUAAAGCUAAUAGAGGCCCAGUUGCAUGCACUUCCAUUGGCACAACGAAAGUUUAUAGAAGAUGGCCUCAAGGAUGUGGAAUCAUGGCAUUCUUUACCGCAUACUAUGGUAGAAUUGUGGCAUUUUGAAGAAGAUCUAUCCUCUGUUUAUUCUCGCCUUUUAGAGGCUCGCACAAUAGUGCAAUUCGCAUCUCUACUACAUGCUGCUGUGGGAGAGCGACCACAACUUGGGGGUAUUUUGCCUGUAACUCCAGAGGUCUUGUUGCGAUGUUAUGAACUUGGAAAGGAUCAACCAGAAGUAGCGCUCCAGUGUUGUCAAAUAUUAGCUUUAGCGAAUGCAGAAGUGGUAUCGCGAUUGAAGAAAGAAACGCUAGCCUUUGCUUAUGCCAUGUUACAUGCAGAACGAGGUCAGUGGAGUGUUGCUUUGUCAGUACUAAAUGCCACACGUGAAGUGCGUCCUUCUGCUAAACGACUUUUUUGGGUACACGCUUUUCGCCUUAAUCAAUGGAAGGUGGCGCUUACAACUGUGAAUUCAAUGCAGCCAAAGGAAGUGGCGGAUGCUAUUACGUACGCACCCCACUGGUUAUGUGCAUUACGAACAUUUGAACGAUGGAACUCACCAGAGUCCGCACAGGCAUUACUUACACGGGCAGAUUAUAUUCAAAAUGUUGGCUGGGAAAAGGCAUUAUCACUAUGUGCUGCAAACCGUGUAUAUGCUUAUAGUGUGCUACGCCCUAUUAUCGCUUCCAUUCCCAACAAACAUCCACAACGUAUGCAAUUGUACGCAGAUGCUAUUGCCCCAAGUUCAGAAUCUAUGUACGCAGGAACAUUGACGCGGCGAGCCUACAAGUAUGUCCAGAAUGGUGAAUGGGAACAAGCCAUUGGAUUAUUAUGUGGAUGUCGUUACUAUGAUGUUGUUUUACCACUGGUGCCGUACGCCUCUCGAGGAGCUGCAUUACCUCAUGAAUUAUUAUCGUAUGAAGAAGCUGUUCACCGUAUAAAGAUAUCCCAUCAUUCGAUGCGUGCUGUAACCUUUGAAGAACAGUUGGCAAUUGCUUUACAUGGAGACUGGACUCAACUGCAGAAUGUAAAGGAAAACGCCCGAUUACGUUCUUUACUUUUGGCAUGUCGGGCCAAUCACAUUUCUUGUACAAAGAAGACUGAAGAGAAUGAGGGAAUACAAUGCUUUAUGUUUCAGAAUGAAAAAUUUUCUAAAUUAGUUUGCCUUGCUGCAGAUAAGAAAGCACAACGGUAUUAUAUACAAGUGAUUCCUCGUGCCUUACGUCAACAUCAUUUUGGAACAUUAAGAAUAUCUGAAAAUGAGUCAACCAAUGACGAAGAUUAUUUAAAAUUCCUCUCUUCUGAUUAUAUUAUAUCUAAGGGAGAGGAAUGUAAUACUCUUUGUGCCAUGGUGGUACAAUAUCUUCGAAAAGGUGGAGAAUUAAUGGCUCACACAUUUUUUCGAGAAAUCGCACGUUGUCUCGCUAUGGGAAAAAUCUCUCUGAAAGCUGCAGAUCGUUAUGAAUUGUCACUUGCAGUACUCAAAUCAGCCAAAUAUUUUCACCGUAUGGAUUCUGCUACAACAGCUCGUAUGGCACUUUCAAUUCCUACACAACAUCUUACUACAAAUACGGAUGCUUUAGAAAUCAGUAUAAAUGGUUUGAUAUUAAAUGGACAGUGGGAACGUGCUAUUUCACUCUUUCAACGAGUAAAUCAACCCUAUCCUGAAUUCUUUACAAAUCUUGUAUAUGUAACUCCCAGUUCAGUGUCAAGGAAAGUAUUAAAACUUCUUUGGAAAGAUAAUCUAGAAAGUCGAUGGGUACUUCUUGUGCAAGACCUUUUUCAUGGUGAUACUAGGCUCGCACAAGAUGAACUGAAGAGUUUUAAUUCUCAAAUAAAAGGAUUUCGUAUACAAAAGCAGGUUCAGCAACGUCGACGUGUUCUUGGCGCAUGCUGUGCUUUAAUAAAAACUUCUCAAUCAAUGCAUUCUCUUGUUCGUUCUGCUAAUAUUUCUUCAUUUUCUUCAUUAGAUGUGGAUGAACACGGAUUACAACGACUCCUUCAAGUAUUAUCAUGGGAACAAGCACUAACAGCUCUUAGUGAUCUUGUGGAAAAUGGUGAGAUUGUGGAAGAACAUUGGGCAAUUCUCGUGUGUGGAAAACCUUCUGUUUCUCUAGAAGCAGUAAAAAAGGUUGUAUCCUAUUGUCCAUAUUCACCCUUAUUGCAUGCUGUACUUAUUCAUAAAGAAGCUAUUGAAAAUAAUGAUCUUUUAACCUCAGUGAAAGCUCUUCUGCGUUUUCAAACAUUAGUUUUUACAGAAUAUAAAGCUUAUAUGGGUUAUCUUCGUCCUUUCGUUUUAUUCCUGAAAGAUGUUUUACAACAUUUUCCGGAUGAAUUCUGGAAAAAUGAUUCCCUAUGGUCUAUUGUCCGCCGGAUCUUUAACCAAACAGUGGAAAAUGAUAAAUUUUCAUUUAUCGCAAGGGAAGGUAGAAAGGGUAUUCCUAUGCCCCUCCGUAAAGAAGGAGGUCUUGCUGCACUUUUUAUUAUUGGGUUUGUUUAUCAAGCAUUAAGUCGCGUUUUGCAAUUUCCCAUUUCAGCUUCUAUUACUUCACGUUUACUUCGAAGCGCUGCAUUAAAUACUAGUGAUUCUCAGAGUGCAUUGUAUUUUUUUAAAAGUUUAAGAAAACCAACAGAUUAUGAGAGAUCACUUCUCGUCUUUGCAUUACGAAAUAAUGAAGAUGCAAUGACAAUCUUAUUAAACACAGGACGCUUUGUACGUCCUAGACCAGAUCAAGUGCUUUUAUGGAGUGAUCAACAGCUUGGAGAAGAGCGAUGGCGUGUUGCUAUUGAAUUACUCUCUGAAUCACCACCACAACAGGAUCUUUUAGUGAAACUAUGUGCAGGCUGGACGUGGGCAGAAAACCUCCGCACAUUAGAAUUACUCCGGCGAACGCACGGAAACUCUAGUCUGGCGGCGCCAUAUGUUAAACUGGUAAAAGAUUUACAAAAGAAAAAUAAACACUAA
Messenger RNA from Trypanosoma theileri, 3258 nucleotides. RefSeq lists its product as uncharacterized. Lineage: Eukaryota; Euglenozoa; Kinetoplastea; Trypanosomatida; Trypanosomatidae. The coding region runs from base 1 to 3258 and encodes 1085 amino acids. The transcript has a single exon. The record is from RefSeq and is a predicted model, not a curated record.